AUUUUCGCGACACGACACCAACUCGACCUACUCAACAGAGCAAAAAGCUGGUACGUGGAUGCGACCUUCAAGCUGUACCGUCAGCCGUUUACCCAGCUGUUAACAGUCAACGCCUUCGUAAAGGCAGUUGACUACGUCAAGCAGGUGCCGUUGGUGUUUGUCCUUAUGUCGGGCAAACGGAAGCGUGAUUACAGAGCUGUUUUCCGAGAGCUACUAGAGCUGUUACCAUCCCCAGCGCUACGACAAGUCACGCUAGACUUCGAGUGUGCAGUAUGGAAGGUACUUCGACAACUGCUCCCAGACGUCAAACUACUGGGGUGCGUCUUCCAUUGGACUCAAGCCCUGUGGAGGAAGGUUAGUGUCACUUACCAUUAUUUAGUAUAUUCUUGUUUUCUCUAGAAAAAAAGUCAUUAUUUGUUUUUGAAGGCCACAAUUCAAUUUAUUAUUUAUUAUUUGUUAAUGCCGUAUAAAGUUUAAAAAUAUCGCCGUUUGUUGAGGCCACAAUUUAAUUGACUCUGAGUGUGUUUGUUGGUUGUGUACUUUCAAAUAAAUUUAAAGGAGCUGCGUCUCAAUAUUUUGAGUCAUUUAUUCGAUAGCCUAAAUCAUGACAAUUUUUUUUUCAAAAUCAAUGAACGGCGACGUAGCUCCUUUAAAACAAGUCCUCUUCCUUUAAUUUUUCUAGGUGCAAGAGCUUGGCCUCCAGGUUUCGUACAGGGAGGAUCGGGGCACCCAUGCUUUCAUACGAAAGGUCAUGGCUCUACCCUUCCUCUCUUUCCUUAAGCGGAGUUACUACUCUUCUGACCUACUACGAAAUUUAGUACCGCGGUGUCAAUUUUCAAGACAAUAUGCCCUUAGGGUAGGAAAAACUGUGUCUGUACCUACCUCCUCAAGAUCUGUUAGAUUUGGAAAUUUUUGUACUAUUAAAUAUCAGAAUCAUGUGUAAUAUACUUAACUGCAAUUUAUCUUAUUACUUAUAGUAUUUAAUGUUUACACAAUAUGUAAUAUUUAUAUUUAAUUGAUAUCUAAAAUAGUUCUAUGUAUGCAUAAUGUAGAAGUAUUUGUAAAUUAUGACCCGCCUUGUAAUUCAGUUUCUACUACAAGAAGGCUGAAUAAACGAUCAUCAUCAUCAAGAAGAAGACAUCAGGCCGCAGUUCCAGCGCCUCCAGCAAACAGCAAACUCAGCACCUCUUCGCCACUUCACCGACUACGUAUCGAGAACCUGGAUCGAAAGCAACACCUGGCCGCCAUUCUCUUGGUCAGUCUUUAUGCAGUCGGUCAGGACCAACAAUGAUGUGGAAGGUUGGCAGCUCGGUCUGCACACCAGAGCCCAGGGCAAGAGCCAGCUACCCAUGUACUUACUUAUCGACCUGCUCUACAAAGAAGCCAAACUAACUUCCCUGAACGUGCGUAUGGUCUCAGAAAAGAAACUUCGACGAGUUCAGCGGCGCAGAUAUCGUCAAAUCCAGGCUAAGGUAUUUUCACUGUGGGGACAAUAUGAAGAGGGCGACAAGACGGCGAGAGAACUUCUCAAGGCUUGUUCAUUACUUGUUGGGCCGAGAGGCGCUUAA
Pocillopora meandrina is the source of this 1568-nucleotide messenger RNA. NCBI's taxonomy places the organism in Eukaryota, Metazoa, Cnidaria, Anthozoa, Scleractinia, Pocilloporidae. The record is from the annotation of a GenBank genome assembly.